AAAAAAAAAUCAAGUUAUGUUUUCUGAAAAGAAGUCCCAAACUAUUCAAAGAUGUUUAGAUCACUUUACUGGAAAACAGGAGAAAAAUAUGUAUUAAGAAAAUAAUUUUUUACAGUGUAGUUUAUCUGCCUAGAACAAUUGUCCCACCUACAAAAAGAUGAUUUACACUAUAGCUUACAAGUGAGUGUUUAAUGAUAUUCUUCUGCUCUCAUUUCUGAGGGAAUCCUCUGCAAUUCUUUGUCCCAUACCGGCUUCCAUGAUAAGUUCUUUACUGCAUGGUUUCUGCUUCUGAGGGACAAGUCAAAGUUAUUUUUAGUGCUAAUUGACAGCAUUCCAUUUGUAUUGAACCUCGAACAUUCUUUUAAAGAGUGUAACCUGGCAGCAUUUUAUUUGUUUUCUGUUUUUAUUUUUGUUUUUUCAUGGAUCUUGUCUUACCAAUCCAGAAAGUCAAAAUUCCCAAUGCCCUUUAGUAAGUCCUAUUCUCUUGGCUUCUUUCAUUAUUUUAGAUGGCUCUCUUCAUCUCCCUGUCUGUUCAUCCUUCCUUCCUUCUUAAAUAUCUCCCCCUCCCCCUUUUUUGUAGAUUUCCCCCCAGCUAUUUCUGUUCCUUGGUGUCUCAGUUUACUCUUUGUCCUUUUUAAUCUGCUUUUAGACAGAAAGAGUCAACCUUUUUCAUCUGAGUACUGCUUCAUCAUUUGUCCUUGCCUGUGUGUGUGUGUGUGUGUGUAUGUGUGAGAGAGACCCAGAACUCUGUCCUUCUCAGUCAAGCCACAGUGUUGACAGGCAAGAUAAUGGAGUACAGACGGUCAUCCAGGAUCUACACUUACUGCAGUCUACUUGGGACAAUCAAGGGGGGAGCUCAUCCCCCAUCUCCUAAUGAGAUUUUGAAGAAGCUUUCCUGGUUCAUCUGACAGCAGCAGACACAGCCGCCCAUGCUUAGCCCAUGUGAGGAUGGCACACAGAGGAUUCUGGGACAUAUCAUUUUAGGGCGUGGCAAGCAUUAAGGAGCCCCAACUAAGAAGAUCAUACAUUUGUUCCAGUUGUUAGUAGCCAGUAGUUUUUUUUUUUUUCUUCUUGUUCCUUCCUUUUGUCUGACUGAAUAUCUUUAGGAACAAGAACAAGAUUCUCUUUUUACUCCUGGGAUCCUUUAUAUUUUUUUCCCCUCAAUUUCUCUCGUUUUGUUUCUGUCAGAUUUAAGCUGUAUUAUUUUUCCAAGAGAGACACCAGGAUCUCUGUGCCUGCUAGGCAUUUUGCAGUAUCAUAGCUGUUUGGAGUGCUCUACAUUGAAAAAAAUUGGUAUUUGUUGCAAUUUUCCCUCAGAAAUUGCAAACAAUCACAUUGAAACCGCAAGUAACACAUUGAAUUAAACGUUAAAUUUUGAAGUAGAAAAACUGAAAUAGUAUUUUCUUGUAAAACAUACUCCAAUAAUAUUUAUUUACAACUUAGAAAAGUUGUUUUUUACAGUGUAAUUUCACAGGAGAGAUCUCAUAAUUUGCACACACAAAGUUCCUCAUCCCGUCCUGUUUAACUGCAAGAGAAGGGAACAGGUUUUUCCUCCUCUCUCUAUUUACCGACACACACACACACACACACACACACACAGAGCGAGAAGGAGUGCGUCAGUAGGAACUCGCUCACACACUCUCAGACAGCGUCAGACCGAGGUAGGGGCUGCAGAUGCACUCCUCCUCUCCUCUGCAUGCUGUUUUUCUCCCUCUGCUGUAAGCGACUGGAGAUCUGACCGAAGCGUGCUGCUGCAGACCGGGUGAGGGAGAGCUCCCUGCAGCCAGCAGCAGGAUGCAUCUGGUUGUGGAUUCCUGUCAGGAAGUUGUGCUGAAGAUGCUACCGUACUUUGUGGAUAAUGCAUUCGUCACACAGAGCCAGAUCUACCACAUUCUAAGUGAGAGCUUCUUCAUGGUCAAGGGGGCCGCACUGUUUUUGCAGCAGGGCAGUUGUCCACAGGGUCAGAGAGGUCAUCCUCACCACAAACAUGCAGGUGACUUACCUCAGCAUCUACAGGUAAUGAUCAACAUUCUUCGCUCUGAGGACCGCAUCAAACUGGCGGUGCGGCUAGAGAGCGCAUGGUCAGACCGCGUGCGGUACAUGGUGGUAGUCUACACAAAUGGCCGUCAAGACACUGAGGAAAACAUCUUGCUGGGGAUGGACUUUAGCAACAAAGACAGUAAGAACUGCUCUAUUGGGAUGGUGCUGCCACUGUGGAGUGACACCAAGAUUCAUUUAGAUGGUGAUGGGGGCUUCAGUGUGACUACCGCCAGUCGCACGCACAUCUUCAAACCGGUGUCAGUCCAGGCCAUGUGGUCUGCAUUGCAGAUUUUACACAAGGCGUGUGAGGUGUCACGAAGGUACAACUAUUUCCCCGGUGGCAUUGCGCUCACAUGGACAGGGUACUACGAGAGCUGUAUUGGCUCUGAACAGAGCUGCAUCAAUGAGUGGAAUGCCAUGCAGGACCUGGAAACACUGCGACCAGACUCUCCUGCAGUCUUUUUUGACAAGCCAACAGAGAGGGAGAGAACAGAAUGUCUAAUCAAAUCCAAACUCAGGAGUAUCAUGAUGUGCCAGGACCUUGAAAAUGUCACGUCCAAAGAGAUUCGCAAUGAGCUGGAACAACACAUGAACCGCAACCUGAAAGAGUACAAAGAGUUCAUAGACAAUGAGAUGCUACUUAUUCUUGGACAGAUGGACAAAGCCACUCUCAUCUUUGACCACCUUUAUCUGGGUUCUGAAUGGAACGCUUCUAAUCUAGAGGAACUUCAGGAAACUGGGGUGGGCUACAUCUUAAAUGUUACAAGGGAAAUAGAUAACUUUUUCCCAGGAACAUUCUGCUACCACAACAUCCGAGUGUACGAUGACGAGGCCACAGACUUACUGGCUCACUGGAAUGAGACCUACAACUUCAUUGUCAAAGCAAAAAAGAAUCAAUCCAAAUGCUUGGUUCACUGUAAGAUGGGCGUAAGCCGCUCGGCCUCUACUGUAAUAGCAUAUGCAAUGAAAGAGAAUGGCUGGUCUCUGGAGAAAGCAUAUAACUUCGUCAAACAGAAGCGCAGUAUCACCCGUCCCAAUGCCAGCUUCAUGAGACAGCUGGCAGAGUAUGAGGGCAUACUGGAUGCCAGUAAGCAGCGUCAUAACCGCCUGUGGCAUCCUGAUUCAGAUUGCGAUCACCCUGAAUGCCAGCAAGCUGCUUCCCCUUGCUGUGUAAAUGCAGAGACUGUGGAUCACAUCACCCCUGACCCCACAAAUCCCAGGGUCACCGUAUGCUGUGAGCCUACCGCCCACUCCUCUCCAGUUAGCCUAGAUCUUGACCCCAGCCACCCGCAAAACUACCACUACUACUUCCGCCGCCUGUCAGACUCGGCCCUCGACAGCAACCCUUCCACACCUGUCCAUGCACCGCCUCUGGUGGACGUAGAUCGUGUCUACAUCGAGGUUGCCGAUGUGGAGCAAGAUGCGCUUCUUGACGAUGAAACCUUCGAGGGUCGCGACGGCCUUCAUUUGCCCCAUUUUGGUGUCCCAGAAGAGGGCAUGGCCGCUCAGACCUGUUCUAGAGGGGCGGAGCCUCUGGAGGAACUACGUUUACGUUUGGAGUUCAGCACGGUGGAGGAGGAGGAUGAAGAGGAGGCUCAGAAAGAGCAAGCAGAAAUGGAGGCGUUAGCAGAGGGAGUGAAGAGAGGAGAUGGGAAUGAGGGAGGAAGGAAGGAUAGUGAGGAGUUGUCAAACGAAAAGGGGAUUGAUCUUGAAAGUCUAAACCAUCUGUGCAAUGAGAACUCCAACAACAAUAACCACCUCAGAUCACAUCAAAAUCUCACUGAAAGUGCCCAUCUGAAGCAGCAUGUUAAGCCAAGGCUUGCUCCUGGUUUGUUGUUCGCUUCCAAGCCCACCCAGAGUGCUCUGUUAGAGGCUAACAGACAAGGCCUUGCCCCUUUACCCCUCAACAGUGUGCCCAAUAUCUCUAUUCAGACGCCACCCUGUGCCAACUUGCCCAUGAUAGCCAAGGGUGGCAAGUUUGCCUCAGAUUCGUGCCUUGAUGCCAAUGCAAUGCCCUUGGGGCAUAAAGAUGAAAGCAAAUCUCUUGACAAAGAAACUGAUAACCGGACUCCGAUGCUUGAGGCCAAAGGGGAAGGAGAUUUCAGACAGAAAGAGACUGAUGCACAAGGUUCCUCUGCUCUACCCAGGAACGAGAGAGAGAUGAAGAGUUUGGAGAAGGCAGAGGCAUCUUGUUCUCCACAACAACAAGAGGCUCUGAUGCAGCUGCAACGCUCUGGCCUUGUUCGCCGCCGAAAAGAGCGCUUGGAAAAACUCUCCGGUCUCUUCCAGGAGCGUGCACGUGCAAAUGAGCAACGGGGAGCAAGUUCAAGCAAAACCGAAGAUGCAACAAACAAUUCCAGUGAUCCAACGGACCCUUUCCACAGGCCUUUUGGAACACGGGCAGAUUUCGCUACCGAAGCGGAAGUGCCACUGACGAAUGAAGCCUUAUUGGCGGUCCUUGGUUCAGGUGGCCUGACGCCGGUUUCAUCCCCGCAUGGUUCCACGCUCACCCGCAGCUCCAGCAGCGACAGCCUCCGCAGCGUCCGUGGCAAACCAGGCCUUGUGCGUCAACGUACACAAGAAAUCGAAGCCCGAAUGCGACUAGCGGGACUUACUGUACCUUCUCAACUAAAGCGUUCCAACUCUCUCGCCAAACUAGGCAGCCUCACCUUCUCGUCUGAGGACUUGUGCUCGGCGUGCUCCUCUGAUGCAGGGACCCUUCUCAUGCUCUCAUUGUCCCCAGAACCUGAGCACUCAUUCAGUCCAGAAUGGGCCAGACCUUGGCCCUCUUCCUCCUCCUCGACCUCCACCAACAUGGAGGUUAUCAACCAAGGCGAAUCUGGACCUGAAGAGUCCAAGAGCUGACAGUGGGAGGUGUUAAAGCAACAGUACCUUUGGUUUCAGCUUCAGCUGGAGUUCCGCAGCAAUGUUACUGGGAUAUUUAUAUUUAUAUAUUUUUUAAACAUUUCAGCCACUUGGGAACAUUGGCCAUUCACAGAAGUUCUUGCGGUGAACAGAUCUAACAACUUGGAUAAAGAGUGUCUUCUACAAAAGAAUUGCUUUCUGUUAUGAAUAUAAACAUAAUAUUCAAUAAAUCCAAAACCUUCUGGACAGGUGUAAUGCAUGUGUAUUGCACUGAGUGACGAACAGUUCAUGAGGUUUUCACUGCGCUUCCUCUCUGCUGUUCUGAAGCAAAAUAAGCACUCGCCAUCCCAAAGGCCAUUACUUGAAAGCGUCAAAAUAGACUAUUAUGUAAUGUUUCCAUCAGCCCACCCAUUUAUCACACCAUAAAUCACUUAAUUGUUGCCCGGAAUGAGUCACAGAUUCCUUCGGACAUGGUCACACAUUUGAAAAGGAUUUUAAAAUCAUCAACAACCUGCUGUGCUCACGCUUCCUGGCUGGAUGGUGAAAGGAAAUGGACUCUUUGCCGUGAUUAGGAAAGUUCUUUGUAUGCUGAUGGACUCUUAUCAUUCACAGAGCACUGAUCAUUCACUCACAGGUUUCAAACUAAUACCUCAUACCAGUACAGUACUGUUCGUAAGCCAGGCAGAUAACUAAACAGGAUGACUGGCAGCACUUAAGUGUUCACACACAAUGCAGUGUGUGUGGAGGCUCAUUGGGAAAGCUGAUGGAGGACCACCAAAAGAUUUGUUUGGGAUUCUUCCAUCUUUUUAAUACUUGAUGAUGGUGUUGAAAGACAAUCAUUUCGAAGGAUUAAGGAAAUCGGAGGCGAAUUCAAGCUGCUGUUUUCAAUCCACUGAAACGCUCAUAGAUGCAGUCGCUAUUCUAACGAAUGUGACUGUCCAUAUUGCUGUCAAAAUAGCGGUAGGGUUUUGGGGAAAUGUUUGGGUCACUAUUACUGUUACAUUCUCUAAUUGCACAUACGUGUUCUUGUAGAGAUUUUAUAUCAUCGGAAACUCCUCCAUUGUAGUUUCUCUGCUCCAUGUUUCCAAAUGUGAUACAAAUUAGUCAUUCACCCAGGUAAAGAGUGACUGUUAUUUUUAAAGACUUACUUGUUCCUGAGGCAGUGGCUUGGGUAUGCCAAUCUUAACUGAGGCUUUUGCAGUUUGCUGAUGAUUCCCACCAUGUUAUGGCUGUUCUAACUCUUUUUCCUGUUUGUACUCGCUGUCAGUUUUCCAUAAUGAAAUCAAUGUAAGGUAGAUUGGCCUUUUGAAUCAAAUCUAUAGGUAGAUUGAAGAUGAUUGCUCUGAAACAAGAUCAGACAACAGUUACAAAGCAAAGAUGUGGCAUGGUUUCAGUAACUGUGUGUGUGUGUGUCAGUAUGGAUGAAUCUCACAAAAGCAUGUCCAGGUCACAUUUUGCCCCAAAAAUCAGAAGAGAAAUAAUUAAUUAUAAACAUUCUAAAAUAUAACAAAUUAUAUUUUGCUUUUAGGAACUUAACCCCAUUUUUAUGACCAUAAACAUGCAAAUUUAUUAUUGUUUUUAUUCACAUUGCUCUCAAUGGUGAUUCCCUUUAGAUUCUAAUUAAUGCAAUGCAAAAAAUACUGUAAUACAACAAUGUUAAUAUUUGAAUUGGCAUUAAAAUUUUAGGUUACGCUUUAUUUUACAGUGCCAUAGUUACAUUGUAAUUACUCAAAUAAAUUAAUUAACUACAUGUACUUACUAUAGAGUUACGGUUAGGGUUUGGUUUAGGGUUAGUUACCUGUAAUUAUGCAUAAUUUACUGUUAUUACUAUAGUAAGUACAAGUAGUAACAUGUAACUACGGGAUUAAAAUAAAGAUUUAUUUGAUAUCUGGGGUGAAAAAAUAUCAAGACAUGUUAUCAAAAUAUCAGUGAUAUUCACCUCUGUGUCUGAGGAAACUUGCCAUACCAGUUGAUGUGAUCACAAAAGCUUUGAUAACAAACUCACCAAUGCAUCAAUCCAAAUGUUUCAUGACAUUUGUUCAUAUCCUGGUGUCAACAGCCCUUUAUUUACCAAUCAGUUGGUUGAUUACAGCUUGAAUUAAAGUACUUGAGGUUUAUUAUUAUGCAGCAUACUUUUCCAAUAUUUUUUAAACUGAUUUUGUACAUGUAUCUAUGCUACCACAUUGAGUUUGAGCAACAGAAAUGUGAAGUUUGUGAGUGUGUGCGAGUGAGCGGUGCCUUGCACAGCAGCUACACCGUUACUGUGAACUAUUUAUGAACACAAAACCCUUUCAGAGAAUGUGUAUGGUUUAAUGUUGAAAACAUGAGCAGGCUCAUAGUAUACACACGGUCUCCGCUUCCUCACAUAUACACACACAGCAGUACACUGUAUGUAAAUAUGUAUGUUGGUCACAUAACAGAAUUGCCUGGAGUUCAUGGUACUUGCAUCUGAAAGUCAACUUGAAUCAGUUCCUCUAUCCUGUAGAUGGUUGCCUGAAUGAUUUUUGGUUGUUUGGACAAGUAUCAGCACUAUUUAAUAUCAUGUCUGGGGCCUGAAUCUAAAAUCUAAAAGGAGAAAUAAGCCAGAAAGCUGUCUUGUGUCAUGAACCGUUACUUGCAUCCUUCUUAAUGUGCCCCGAACCCCCCUCCUCUCGCCGAAGUCUUUGCCAUUUUGUGUCUGAUGCCAUAUUGAGGUCAAAUCUGGGUCAGAGAUUACAGAUUAAAUGUUAUUGGUUGCCUGCAUUGUCUUGUGUCAUCAACAUCAAGUGCCUUACCCAGAAGCACUAGAGGAGGCAUUGUUCUUUUUUGACUCCCAUUUGAUAAUGUUGCCAGUUAAGGCAGAGGCCAAUGGGUUACAUGGGCACAUUUUAAAGCUGGUAGACAUUUUCCUGCUGUACACUCCUAAAUUGUAUUGUUGUAUUAGAGAAAAUAGAAACAGAUCAUUGACAUUUUGCAUUAUUUCCUUUUAAUUAAAAAGGAAGACACUGCAAACUCAUGAAAACUGUUAGGGUUGUCAAGUUUCGGGGGGUUUUCCUUUCUAAAGGAGCAAGGAAGGAUUUUAUGCUUUUCAAGUAUGAAGUGAUAACCAAAGUUUUGUGUUGAGGAUCAAUAUUAAAUGCCACAUUUGUUGAUGCUGUUGCUUACGGAACCACCACAGAUUCAAACUUUUUGCGUGGGAAAGAUUGUAACACUGGCUUUUUUUCCCAGAAUGUUACACUGGUUGUUCUGUUCCCAGAUCAUCCAUAGACUUUCCUCUAGUUGGAUAUUGAGCAUCAUUUUGUGAAUUAGCAGUGCAAAAUAGGAGCGCUCGCUACUCCUCACCCGAUCACUAUUGUUAUCAUUAUUAAGUAUGCAGUAAUUUUUUUUUUCUCUUUGUACUGCAGAUUUGCUGUAGUUUCAAUGCAUAUUGCACUUUGUACAUUUUGUUGAGAUAAUGUACUGUAUGUGUUUAUUAUGGGAAUAAACUUUUUCAUUCAAUCUU
Molecule: messenger RNA, 8386 nt
Organism: Megalobrama amblycephala (Wuchang bream)
Lineage: Eukaryota; Metazoa; Chordata; Actinopteri; Cypriniformes; Xenocyprididae
Gene: ssh1a
Product: slingshot protein phosphatase 1a
Exons: 14
Coding region: 1795-4905 (1036 amino acids)
Biological process (GO): protein dephosphorylation; actin cytoskeleton organization; negative regulation of actin filament polymerization
Cellular component (GO): cytoplasm
Molecular function (GO): actin binding; protein tyrosine/serine/threonine phosphatase activity
Source: RefSeq, a predicted model, not a curated record